AUGGCGGCCGCUGACACUGGCUUUAGGCAACAAGUACGAGAGGAGUUUCUUUCCUGUCGGAUUUGCUUCGAGACGUUUCGCCAGCCGAAGAUACUCCCCUGUGUGCACACUUUCUGUGAGAAAUGUCUCCUGAGACACGCCGGGAGGCGACAGAGCUUCAGCUGCCCGACAUGCAGACGUGAAGUCACACUGCCACAAAAUGGCGUCGCAGGUCUCGAAGACAACCACUUCAUAGCAAGUCUCACAGAAACCUUCAAGGCGACAGUGGUGCAGCGUGGAACCGACCCGGCUGCCCCGGCGGAUCGGUGUUUGGUGCACCCUGACCAGCUGCUGAACCUGUUCUGUGGCCGGUGUGAGGUCAUGGUGUGUGGGGAAUGUGUCAAUGAAGAACAUGACGGCCAUGUUGUCACAGGGCUGCGAGGAGCAACAACCCUGAGACGUAAGAACAUCUUUGCUCUGCUUCAGAAUGGACGAGAGCAGACAGAAACGCUGUGCGACCUUCUCCGCCGAGUGAACUACGCAGAAGGGGAACUCCUCAACAGCCACAGGAAGGCCAAGAGUGACAUACACGACAGUGACCGGGAAAACACUGGUGAGAGCGACACCAACUUUUCGUCUGCAGAAGGUGAACUGGACGUGAAGCUGAGCAGGAGAAUGGCGGAGCUGCAGACGACAAGAGGAAGUCUACUUCAGCACCUGGGCGAACUAGCCGCCGCUUGCGAGCGCGCUGGAAAUGUUGCAACUGAAGAUGACUAUGACAUGCUCUGUGGAGAAGAGGACAGGCUCUCUGAAGUUGUCUCCGAAACGAGAAGGUUCGAGGUACCAGAACUUUGUCUGUUCUAUUUUAUCCCGACCCAUGCAGAAGAGAACGGGGGUGAAAACAUCGGGGAAGUCAUCAUGCCGCUCGCUGGUCCGGCGUACGCACCUCCGUCACCGGGUGUCAGUAGGAGCCCGUGGCACACGCCCCCCUCACCACGCUUGAACAGAAGCCCUCGCCUUUCCCGAAGACAAAAUCGUUCCCAUCAAAACACCGAAGUCGGCGGUCCAGGGUUCGAGCCCGGUCGCUUUGCCGGACCCGCCAGCGCGAUCAUUUCUGACAGUCUCGGCUACGUAGUGGACAGGGGAAACAAGAGGAUCCAAGUCUUUAACAUGGAGGGGGACUUUGUAUCGGAGUUUUCCACAAGAACAGUCGGAGAUCGGAGAAGCAGCAUUCCAAACGGAAUAGCUGCAGAUUCAGAGAACCACCUUUGGGUGACGAACUCCUCCGGUGAUGUUACGGUGCAUGAUACAAGAGGAUGCCACAUCAAGACAGUCAAGACGAACGGAGAGCCGUGGGGCAUCGCGUACGACGUCAAAAACGACCGUGUGAUGAUCACAGACGUCAGACAACACUGUGUCAUCAUCCUCCGCACAGACGGAUCGCCGCUGGCCACGCUAGGCACUAUGGGUAGGGAUGACUACCAGUUCGACACGCCGUCUUACGUAGCCGUCAAUCUUCUCGGUGACGUCAUCGUGUCUGAUUGUCGGAACCACUGCGUCAAGGUCUUUGACGAAAGUGGGCGUUUUAUGUUUAGAUUUGGCGGCAAGGGUUCCGAGGAUGGCCGCCUGAGCUACCCCCGUGGAGUCUGCGCAGACGAGUCAGGCAACAUCAUCGUGGCCGACUACGGAAACGACCGAGUGGAGCUGUUCGACAGUAACGGCAAGUUCCUCAAGCACGUCGCGAGUAUUGAGUGGCCGGCGGCCGUGGCUCUAGGAGUUCAGGGUCAACUCCUGGUGACCAACGACUGUAAGCAUAAAAUGACCAUCUUCAGUCAUUACCAGCGGGUUUCCACAAGCGACAGUCUCAGUCUCUGUUGUAGCAUUCGGUCACUGUAUGAUGGCAGACUCCCGAAUGUCUGA
Branchiostoma belcheri (Belcher's lancelet) is the source of this 1899-nucleotide messenger RNA. RefSeq names its product tripartite motif-containing protein 2-like. The transcript is spliced from 4 exons. Gene Ontology annotation, biological process: negative regulation of translation; protein polyubiquitination; proteasome-mediated ubiquitin-dependent protein catabolic process. Lineage: Eukaryota; Metazoa; Chordata; Leptocardii; Amphioxiformes; Branchiostomatidae. The record is from RefSeq and is a predicted model, not a curated record. The coding region runs from base 1 to 1899 and encodes 632 amino acids. Gene Ontology annotation, molecular function: ubiquitin protein ligase activity; zinc ion binding; protein binding.